AUGUUAGAUUAUUCCCAACCUUAUUUUGUUGAAGAAUCCGACCAACUUCAACAGAAUACUGUUUUUACGCCCAUUUUUAACAAUAACCUUUCUCCUAAUCUUUCGUUACCCAUCGCAAGAGCCUCGCUUACACAACGAAACAACGGAAUUUUUAUUAUUGUAACCAUAGAUAAUCAACCUGACAUUACCAUCGAGUUCCCUCUUCCUCAAACCAAAGAUCUAGUAGCUAGUUGCAGCAAGAAUCAAACCCGCACGGGAAAUGCGUUUCUUUUAUUCAGAAGCGAAUUUCAAAGACAUGCUCAAAGAUUGCUUAAUAAUAGCGAUAUAUCAUCGUACGCUGGAAGUGCAUGGAAGAAUUCAGACCAGCAUCUAAAGAAUUCUUUUACUACAUUGGAAAAGAAACUGAAAGAGGAAUUCAAGAAGAAACACAUGCCUUUCAUCCAAUAUACCCCUUAUAGCACCACGAACAGGGUUAAACGUGGAAGAAUGAACAAGGAAAAAACUCAUACUUCCCGCCCUCAGAGAGUUAUAAAGGACACCCAGAAAACAGUUAUUGAUGCACAAAAUAAUUCGGUAUUGAUUCAAGAGCCAUCGUGUACCGACUUGUUGGAUUUUUCCAAUAUACCUUCUUUUGCAUUUACUGAAAAUAGUGACCUCUUUCAGUCUGAUCCAUCCCUUUUUUUCUUUCCCGGGUUGGUUUCCGAUAUCAAUAUUUUACCACCUAAUGCUCCCUCUAUUAAUUACAAUCAAUAG
Ambispora leptoticha is the source of this 753-nucleotide messenger RNA. Lineage: Eukaryota; Fungi; Glomeromycota; Glomeromycetes; Archaeosporales; Ambisporaceae. The record is from the annotation of a GenBank genome assembly.